CAGUAAAGAAACGACAGCAGUUACCGUUACUCUAUACCUUGUCAUUUAUAUGCCUCUAUUUUUAUAGUGGUUGCCUCGUGCUUUCUGAUAUAAAGAAUUGUUAAUUGUAGGUUAGAGCGUACGUUUGAAGUUUUAUUAAAAGUAAACGUAAAAUUUCGAGAAAGUUUUCCCUUGUUAAUGCCGAUGUAAAUAUAUCUUUUAUUAAUUAUGGCAGUUCGUGUGCAAUUCGAAAACAACAAUGAAAUUGGAGUAUUUUCAAAGUUGACGAAUUCGUAUUGUUUGGUGGCAAUUGGUGGUUCCGAAAACUUUUAUAGUGUAUUCGAAGCGGAACUGGCUGAAACAAUUCCUGUGGUACACGCGUCGGUAGCAGGAUGUCGUAUUAUUGGACGAUUAUGCGUUGGAAACAAAAGUGGAUUAUUAGUUCCAAAUACGACUACGGAUACAGAAUUACAACAUAUACGAAAUUCGUUACCAGAUAGCGUAAAAGUACAAAGAGUUGAAGAAAGACUCUCUGCUUUGGGAAACGUUAUUGCUUGCAACGAUUACGUAGCUUUGGUCCAUCCUGAUCUUGAUAGGGAGACUGAAGAAAUUUUAGCAGAUACUUUGAACGUUGAAGUAUUCAGGCAAACAGUAGCAAGUAAUGUACUUGUUGGAUCAUACUCUGUUUUAUCUAAUCAAGGUGGUUUAGUACAUCCAAAAACUUCUAUUCAGGAUCAAGAUGAGCUGUCUUCACUUUUACAAGUACCACUUGUUGCAGGUACGGUCAAUAGAGGUAGCGAUGUUAUAGCCGCAGGCAUGGUAGUAAACGACUGGGUUUCUUUUUGCGGUAUGGAUACAACUUCAACGGAACUUUCUGUUAUCGAAAGUGUUUUUAAGCUUUCCGAAUGUGUACCAACUGCUAUAACAUCCACUAUGCGUGCAUCUCUUAUAGAAAGUAUGUCUUAAAAAAUGUAACACCCUCGAUCCAGGAGGCAAAUUAAACAAAUUAUUUCAUGAUAUAAUAUACUAUACAGUGUACAUAUUCAUAGAUUCUAAUGUUAUGUGA
Molecule: messenger RNA, 1045 nt
Organism: Vespa velutina
Lineage: Eukaryota; Metazoa; Arthropoda; Insecta; Hymenoptera; Vespidae
Gene: eIF6
Product: eukaryotic translation initiation factor 6
Exons: 6
Coding region: 208-945 (245 amino acids)
Biological process (GO): ribosomal subunit export from nucleus; maturation of LSU-rRNA; assembly of large subunit precursor of preribosome
Cellular component (GO): preribosome, large subunit precursor; cytosol; nucleolus
Molecular function (GO): ribosomal large subunit binding
Source: RefSeq, a predicted model, not a curated record